Molecule: messenger RNA, 1606 nt
Organism: Lynx canadensis (Canada lynx)
Lineage: Eukaryota; Metazoa; Chordata; Mammalia; Carnivora; Felidae
Gene: NIP7
Product: nucleolar pre-rRNA processing protein NIP7
Exons: 5
Coding region: 174-716 (180 amino acids)
Biological process (GO): ribosome assembly; ribosomal large subunit biogenesis
Cellular component (GO): nucleolus; preribosome, large subunit precursor; nucleus
Molecular function (GO): RNA binding
Source: RefSeq, a predicted model, not a curated record
CCGUCCGGCUUUCUUUCUCCGACGGUCCUCCACGCUGCGGGGCGCUAGCGUGGGGGAAGAAACCGAAUGCGGCUAGAGAGGCAGGCUUUGGGGUUGCCAGGGAGCGGCUGGCGGCUGACUUCCGUUUCCGGACGCUGAGGCACGCGGAUUCGGUGUUGCAACCCAGCGGGAAAAUGCGGCCUUUGACUGAAGAAGAGACCCGCGUAAUGUUUGAGAAGAUAGCGAAAUACAUCGGGGAGAACCUUCAGCUGCUGGUCGACAGGCCCGACGGCACCUACUGCUUCAGGCUGCACAACGACCGGGUGUACUACGUGAGCGAGAAGAUCCUGAAGUUGGCCGCCAACAUCUCUGGGGACAAGCUGGUGUCUCUGGGGACCUGCUUCGGAAAAUUCACGAAGACUCACAAGUUCCGGUUGCACAUCACAGCUCUGGAUUACCUUGCACCCUAUGCCAAGUAUAAAGUCUGGAUAAAGCCUGGAGCAGAGCAGUCCUUCCUGUAUGGGAACCAUGUGUUGAAAUCUGGACUGGGUCGAAUCACUGAAAAUACCUGUCAGUACCAGGGAGUGGUGGUGUACUCCAUGGCAGACGUCCCUUUGGGUUUUGGGGUGGCAGCAAAGUCUACACAAGACUGCAGGAAAGUAGACCCCAUGGCGAUUGUGGUAUUUCAUCAAGCAGACAUUGGGGAAUAUGUGCGGCAUGAAGAGACAUUGACUUAAAACGAAAUCAUCGCAAGGACUUGUGGCUGUGUGGAAGGGCCUAGCUUUGUUUCCCGUGUCUGUGUAGGCUCCAUCAUCAUGUUGAAUUUUGUCAACACUGACUUCUUCAGGGACUUUUUAGUUUAAUAUUCUCUCUAUUGUGAUUGAAUGCAGGCUGGAUUCUUAAGUGAAGAUGGUUCAAAAAUGGCAUUUCAGAUCUUUGUGUUUGUGACUAAAUAGAAUGCUGUGUUUUUUAUAUUUGAAUCAGAAGGCUUCUUGUCUUGAGUAACAGGUUCUAAGUCGUUGGAACUGAGGACAAGAAUAGCUAGCUUAUUGUUAUCUGUGAUAACGCCGUUUUCAAACUCAUGAUAAGAACACAAAGGAUUUUUUCAUUGUUUAUAUGAUGAAAGUUAGAUAUUGCCAUAUGAGAAUGGUAGGCCAUGUGUUGGAUUUUAUGAAUGAAAUUUGGAUAAAAUAAUAGCAAUUUGUCCUGCCAGUUUUCUAUAUAGUGGGUGUUGUGUGGUAUGGAAGAAAAUCUUGGAUCUAAACCCCAAUUCUGACACCUACCAGCUGUAUGGCCUUAGAAGUCAUUAAACUUUAAUAAGCUUAAUUUUCUUCUUCAAAAAAAACAGCUUUAACCUAAAGAUGGUUUUUCGGAUUAGAAAUCACGUUUGUACAGCACUUAAGCACAGUGCCUGGCAAAUGAUAGGUGUUAAAUAAAUGGUAAAAUUAUUUUUAUAUUGCAUAUACUGGGUAUUUCUAUUACUAAGGAUAGGAUCUUAUGAAUACAGCUUGAUUAUAUAUCUUCGUUCUUGAUCUUUCUUUUUCUGAGAUGGUAUGAUCCCAGGCUAAUGGUAUGUUCAUCACCUUGAUUUCUUAAAAUGUGAUUUCCCAUGGGAGCCUUUACUUAA